Messenger RNA from Pneumocystis jirovecii RU7, 1032 nucleotides. RefSeq names its product bifunctional (2E,6E)-farnesyl diphosphate synthase/dimethylallyltranstransferase. Gene Ontology annotation, cellular component: cytoplasm. The transcript has 7 exons. The coding region runs from base 1 to 1032 and encodes 343 amino acids. NCBI's taxonomy places the organism in Eukaryota, Fungi, Ascomycota, Pneumocystomycetes, Pneumocystales, Pneumocystaceae. Gene Ontology annotation, molecular function: (2E,6E)-farnesyl diphosphate synthase activity; dimethylallyltranstransferase activity. The record is from RefSeq and is a predicted model, not a curated record. Gene Ontology annotation, biological process: trans, trans-farnesyl diphosphate biosynthetic process.
AUGGCAAAAGAGCGAUUUAUUAAAGUUUUUCCAGAGAUUGUAAAGGAUCUUGAAGAUUAUUUUCAAAGUAUCGGAAUUCCAACUAUCGGAAUUGAUUGGUUUAAAAAGAAUAUCCAUUACAAUUGUCUUGGAGGGAAGCUAAGUCGAGGGCUAUCAGUUGUAGAUUCGUAUGAGAUCUUUCUUGAACGGCCCCUGACAGAAUAUGAAUAUAAAAGAGCAGCAGUACUCGGAUGGUCAGUUGAGUUGCUUCAGGCAUUUUUUUUGGUGGUAGAUGACAUGAUGGAUCAAUCAAAAACACGACGUGGACAACCAUGUUGGUAUUUAAUGCCAAACGUUGGGAUGGUUGCAAUUAAUGACUCAUUUAUGUUAAAAUCAUCUAUUUUCUUCCUACUUAAAAAAUAUUUUCAAAAUGAAUCGUAUUAUAUUUUACUAAUUGAAAAUUUUCAUGAAGCAACAUUUAAAACCGAAUUUGGCCAACUUUUGGAUCUUUUAAUAGCUCCGGAAAACGAUAUAGAUCUAUCAAGAUUUUCGUUAGAAAAACACUCGUUUAUUAUAGAGUAUAAAACAACUUUUUAUUCUUUCUACUUGCCUGUUGUUCUAGCUAUGAAUAUGGCAGGAAUAACAGAUGAAAAAGAUUUCAACCAAGCGAGGGAUAUUUUGGUUCCUUUAGGGAAGUAUUUCCAAAUUCAAGACGAUUUCCUUGAUUGCUUUGGUGAUCCCAAUAUUACAGGUAAAAUUGGAACUGAUAUAGUUGAAAAUAAAUGUACCUGGUUAAUUAACAAAGCAUUGGAAAAAGCAACUCCUAAGCAACGCAAAAUUUUAGAAGAAAAUUAUGGGAAAAAAAACAUGGAUUCUGAAAUAAUUGUUAAAAAAUUGUACGAAGAAAUGGGUCUUCGUGAAGAAUUCGAAUUAUAUGAAAAGGAAUCUGUUUCAUAUAUUAAGGAAUUAAUUUCCAAGGUUGAUGAAUCUCGUGGGCUAAAAAAAGAUAUCUUUAUAACAUUUCUUAAUAAAAUAUACAAGAGAUAUAAAUAG